Molecule: messenger RNA, 963 nt
Organism: Yamadazyma jaroonii
Lineage: Eukaryota; Fungi; Ascomycota; Pichiomycetes; Serinales; Debaryomycetaceae
Source: the annotation of a GenBank genome assembly
AUGUUUAAAAACAGACAGUAUGAAGUAGUUAAGAAAGGUGAUGUGAUCUAUGGUACCAAGCCUUUGCAAUCUAUUGAUUCGAAGGCUACAAAUUUGGUAUUUGGGGGUGAAUUGGUUGGUCAAUCCAUAAUUGCAGCGUGGGAAACUGUUCCUGAAGAAGGAUGGAGUCCAAAUUCUUUCCACAGUUACUUCAUAAGACCUGCAACAGUAGAGAGUGUCAUUAGGUAUGAAGUUAUCGAGCAAAGCAAUGGAAAGAAUUUCAAGAAUCGUUUAGUGAAUUGUUAUCAGGACAAUACUAAUAAGCUAGUCUUCGUUGCCAUGAUGUCCUUCGGUUAUAAUAAUAACAGUGUUCAAAGGAUUAAAGACUGGCAUAGUUCACCUAGUCCAAAUGUUAAGAGUGUACCUUACGACUUCCAGUUUAAACCAAAUGACUAUUUCUUCAAAUACAAAGAUAAUAUGGAGGAAUUGAUGAUUUUCAACACCACUAACGAUUCCAUCCAAGCUAUGGUACCCCCAGAAAUUUUCGAAGAUGCAGAAGAUGCAGAAAAGACCAUCGAUAUCGGUAACAGAAGACUUGGAUUUUUUACCAGGGUAAAUACAGAUGAGCUCAUGGAUGCUAAAAGUGAUAUCAAAGCCAAUUAUGCUGAUUUAGGAUUUGUCACGGAUGCCACCACUUUAGUGAUUUUUUUUAGAUCUCUAGGUAUUGCUUUUAACUUCAAGUAUUUCUGGUAUAAAUAUGCUAGUAUGGACCACAACAUCUAUUUCCAUGAUCACGAUUUUAAUAUAACUGAAUGGAUUUUUAUCGAUUAUAGAUUUACAAGAUUGAGUAACGGUAGAGUUUCAUUCGAAACCUUUGGUUUCAAUACUGAGGGAAAAUUGAUAGUAAGUGUUUAUCAAGAAGCUCAAGUACAAAUACCCAAGAAAGUUGCGGAUCAAGCAACUGGGGGAUACUAUAAGUUAUGA